AUGAUAGAUCGGUUGCCUUUGGCGAAGGGGCGCCUUACCGCUGCUGAUAGUGUUCGGGGAGCUGCUGCUAGUCGCUGGUUGCUGCGCAAAGUAAUGGUUAGUGGGAAGAGAGAUGCAGAGAAGCGGGGAGCGCGAGGUAUUAUUAUAGGGGAAAGGGGGGGAGCAGCGGGAGGGGAGGGGUUCUGUAGAGCGCAAAGGGAAGCGGCGUGUUCCCUGAGGGGAGAGGGCGAAUCCCAUAGCGAAUGCUGA
This is a messenger RNA of Enterobius vermicularis (human pinworm), 249 nucleotides long. The record is from the annotation of a GenBank genome assembly. NCBI's taxonomy places the organism in Eukaryota, Metazoa, Nematoda, Chromadorea, Rhabditida, Oxyuridae.